Puccinia triticina is the source of this 2331-nucleotide messenger RNA. RefSeq lists its product as uncharacterized. The transcript has 11 exons. Bases 1 to 2331 code for a protein of 776 amino acids. The record is from RefSeq and is a predicted model, not a curated record. Gene Ontology annotation, cellular component: intracellular anatomical structure; catalytic step 2 spliceosome. Gene Ontology annotation, molecular function: RNA binding; ATP binding. Lineage: Eukaryota; Fungi; Basidiomycota; Pucciniomycetes; Pucciniales; Pucciniaceae.
AUGCCGCCCUCUGACCCGCCCAGCUUGGUCUCUGGGAGAUGUUUGGAUAGGUUUGGAUGGGCCUCGCCCUCAACUUCCAGCUCCUGUGACUCGCCCUUGCAUCGGCAGCGCUCAGCCUCCAUCGAACUAAGACUCCCUCCCGUGCUCGCCGCCAGGAAGCUGGUUCAGUGGUUAGACCACGGUUCAACCCCGGGGAUGCCCUCGGGGGCCCAGCACCAAUGCCCGGCCCCGGACUCGCUGCGAAAUCUGUCGUGUGUAUGGGGUCAGCCUGGCUCAGCCUUUGAACCACCGCACUUACCCAAAACGAUGGCCUUUUGGAAACCAGGAACUAUCGCACCAGGUAGUUCUCUAGAUCGAGCAGCCGAUCGAGCUCCAGCCCUUGUUCUCACUGCCGCACCUGGUCUGAAGCUUCCGAUCCUUGCUCACCGACGUGCUUUACUGUAUGCGAUCGAGAAAUUCGGAUUCACUAUUCUGAUCGGCCAAACCGGUUCGGGAAAAUCUACCCAAUUACCUCAAUUUCUUCAUGAAGCUGGCUGGACUGCUGACGGUCGCCAGGUGGCGAUAUGCGAGCCUCGGAGGAUUGCUGCAACUAGCUUAGCUAGUCGGGUCGCCACUGAAGCUGGCUGGGUACUUGGCGAAGAAGUUGGUUAUGCCAUACGAUUCGAAGAACUCACCAGUAAACGGACAAGAAUCAAAUAUCUCACUGACGGUAUGCUGUUCAGAGAGCUAUUGCUAGACCCCUUAUUGAGUCGUUACAGCGUGGUGGUGGUCGAUGAAGCACAUGAGCGAUCUUGUUAUACUGAUUUAUUGUUAGGUGUAUUAAAGAAAAUACAAGCGAUAAGGAAGGAUCUGCGAGUGGUAGUCUGCUCCGCUACCCUCGACGCCGAACAUCUGCGCGACUACUUCAAUGAUCAAUCUGCUCUACAAGCAGGGAAAGAUAAUGCAACAAUUAUUAGUAUCGAGGGCAGGAUGUACCCAGUAGAAAUUGCUUAUCUCGAGCAACCAACGGAAAACUACAUCACUACAGCUGUGGCCACAGUCAUGGAAAUACACUUGGGUCAACCGCGUGGUGAUAUCCUCGUAUUUAUGACGGGUAGGGAGGAAAUUGAUGAAAUAUGUUCUCAACUUCUCGAACGAUCUCAAGAGCUACGGCCAGGUUCGCUGGAGAUGUCGAUAAUUCCUUUUCAUGCCGCUUUGCCACCUGAAGAACAACUCUGGGCCUUUCAACCUGCUCGCAAUCGGGACGCCCGAAAAGUCAUCGUAGCGACCAAUGUGGCCGAAGCUAGUGUCACCAUCGAAGGGAUUAAGUAUGUGGUCGAUUCUGGCCUCGUCAAAUUGCGGAAAUUCGAUGUCAAUCAAGGGAUUGAUGUGCUCACGGUCUGCCCAGUCUCUAAGGCAUCAGCCAUUCAACGGACUGGUCGAGCAGGGCGUACUUCACCGGGCAAAUGUUUCAGACUUUAUACCGAAGAGGACUACAACUCUCUCGCUCAACAGACGGAACCUGAAAUCUGCCGGACAGAACUUACCACCGUAAUAUUGCAACUCAAGGCACUGGGGAUCGAUAAUGUGGUCAAAGGCUUUGAAUUCGUCGACCCACCAUCUAGUCUACUGGUAGAAAGAGCGUUGGAGUUUUUGUUUGCCUUGGGAGCCCUGGACGACUCGGGCCGUUUGACCAUUGAGCUGGGUCUUCAGAUGGCUGAAAUGCCGGUGGAGCCUAUGAUGGCGAAGACUCUCUUAGAAGCAGAGAAAUUUGGCUGUUCUGAAGAGAUCGUAACCAUCGCGGCAAUGACAUCUGUCCAGAAUGUUUUUGUUGGAGAAAGCUCGGAAGAAGUCAACAAAAUUUUGCAUCACCCGUUCAUAGCGACUGAAGGUGACCAUUUCACCUAUCUAAACGUUUUCAACAGCUUUAUCAAGGAAGGAAGAUCAAGUGCGAAGUGGUGUGCCAAGCACCGCUUGAACUUCAAAGCUCUCAGUCGGGCGAUCAAUAUUCGAGGACAAUUGGUGAAGUAUCUUAAGAAGUUCGGCAUCGGCAUGGUGAGCUGCGGUGCUGAUGAGCAAAAAGUUAGAAAGUGUCUCGUUAGCGGCUACUUCAAAAACGUGGCUUUGAUGAAAGAUGACGGUAGUUACCGGAGUUGUCGAGAUGGCAAUAUUAUGUUUGUCCACCCCUCGUCGGUUAUGUUCAAUCGCAAACCCGAGACUGGGUUUGUAGUCUAUCAUGAAAUCACCGAGACGAAGAAAAAGUUCAUGAGGGACUUGACAGUGAUUGAAAGUGACUGGCUGACGGAAUUGGCCGGACACUAUUAUCAAGUCAAGCAAAAAGGUAUUGCAUGA